Messenger RNA from Prunus avium (sweet cherry), 1516 nucleotides. Its product is annotated as O-methyltransferase family protein. Gene Ontology annotation, molecular function: protein dimerization activity; O-methyltransferase activity. The record is from RefSeq and is a predicted model, not a curated record. NCBI's taxonomy places the organism in Eukaryota, Viridiplantae, Streptophyta, Magnoliopsida, Rosales, Rosaceae.
UAAGCUAAUGUCUUUGCGGUCCCAGAAAGAGGAGGGAGGCACGACAAGAAGCUGAAAGGUAAGUAAGCUAAUAUCUUUGCGCUGAACAUGGAGAAUCACGUGAUCACCGCAGCAGAGCAGCCCAGCAACGAAGCCAGACUGGGCAUACUGGAGCUGGCCAACAUGAUCAGCGUCCCAAUGUCCCUAAACGCCGUCGUUCAUCUCAAUGUCCCCGACGCCAUCUGGCAAGGCGGCUCAAACAGCCCCCUCUCCGCCUCCGCCAUCCUCGCAUCUGUGCUCCCCGACGGAGGCGGCGACGCAGAGAACCUCCAGCGCAUCCUCCGCAUGCUCACCAGCUACGGUGUGUUUGCGGAGCACCUGAUCAAAGCCGACGAUGACGGCGGCUCCCAGCAAAGAAAGUUCUCCCUCACCGAGAUUGGUAAAACGCUCGUCACCGACCAAAACGGUCUGUCGUACGGUCCUUACAUCCUCCAACACCACCAGGAUGCGCUAAUGGGGGCGUGGCCUAUGGUGCAUGAGGCUGUGGUGGACCCCACGGUAGAGCCGUUCGUGAAAGUGAACGGUGAGCCGGCGUACGAGUACUAUGGGAAGAAGCCGGAGAUGAAUGGCUUGAUGCAGAGAGCAAUGUCGGGUGUAUCGGUGCCGUUCAUGAAGGCGAUAUUGGACGGCUACGAUGGAUUUGAAGGAGUGGGGAGAUUGGUUGAUGUGGGUGGGAGUGCAGGGGAUUGCCUGCGGAUGAUCCUACAGAAGCAUCCUAGUGUUCGGGAAGGUAUUAACUUUGAUUUGCCUGAAGUCGUUGCCAAGGCACCAACUAUAGCUGGAGUGAGUCAUGUUGGUGGUGACAUGUUCAAGUCAAUUCCCAGUGGAGAUGCUAUUUUCAUGAAGUGGAUUUUAUCAACAUGGACGGAUAGCGAAUGCAAGCUGAUCAUGGAGAAUUGUUACAAAGCACUUCCAGUAGGAGGGAAGCUGAUAGCUUGCGAGCCAGUGUUGCCAACAAAAUCAGAUGACAGUCGUAGGACGCGUGCCCUCCUAGAAAACGACAUAUUCGUGAUGACAAUCUACAGGGCCAAGGGCAAGAAUCGGACUGAGGAAGAGUUACGGCAGCUUGGUCUCUCUGCUGGCUUCUCUCACUUCAGACCAAUCUACAUCGAUUAUUUUUACACCCUCUUAGAAUUCCAAAAGUGAUAAAGUUGAUGCAGCACAAGCAAAUAGGUUACGAGCGUAACUUAGAAAAGAACAUAAGAUUGGAAUCCACUAGAAAGUUGGAGAGAAAAUUCUCACUGUUUGUAUUAUUUGAUAAAAGAUGAGUUUAGUUCAACCAUGCAUGACGGCUGACUAAAUACAUUGUUCUCACCUAUUGGACUGCCCUAGGGAGUUAUUGAAAGCUUAUCAGAAAAUAAAUGGAAAGUCUGUAAAUUGAAUACAAUAUUUAAAUGCACUUUUGGAAGCCCAAAAUCCACCUUAUGUCACAGCAAGACAGUGAGUUGGACUUGUGGCGUCGUUCCCUUUUUGAGAA